AUGGUCGUCCGUCCGAACAAGACCCCCCACACCAGCCCAAACAUUGUCGGCGUCCAUUACCGCGUCGGCAAGCGAAUUGGCGAGGGCAGCUUUGGUGUCAUUUACGAAGGCACCAACUUGAUAACCAACAAGCUCGUGGCUAUCAAGUUUGAGCCGCGAAAAAGCGAGGCGCCCCAGCUGCGCGAUGAGUACCGCAGCUACCGGAUCCUCACCGGCCAAGAGGGAAUUCCCAACGUGCACUACUUCGGGCAGGAGGGCCUGUACAACGUCCUCUGCAUAGACCUCCUCGGCCCCAGCCUGGAGGAUCUCUUUGACAUGUGCAGGAGGCGCUUUUCCGUAAAGACGGUGUCGAUGCUGGCCAAGAACAUGCUCUUGCGCAUCCAGACGGUCCAUGAGCACAAUCUGAUCUACCGCGACAUCAAGCCCGACAACUUUUUGAUCGGUUGCCCCAACACCCCCACAGCGAACCGCGUGUUCAUGGUCGACUUUGGCAUGGCCAAGCAGUACCGCGACCCCAGGACCCACCAGCACAUCCCAUACAGAGAGCGCAAGAGCCUCAGCGGCACGGCGCGCUACAUGAGCAUCAACACGCACUUGGGCCGCGAGCAGUCCCGGCGCGAUGACCUCGAAGCGCUGGGCCACGUGUUCAUGUACUUUUUGCGCGGGAGCCUCCCAUGGCAGGGCCUCAAGGCGGCGACCAACAAGCAGAAGUACGAGAAGAUCGGCGAACGCAAGCAGCACACGCCGGUGCGCGAGCUCUGCGAGGGAUUCCCGUCCGAAUUUGCCACGUACCUGAACACGGUGCGGAAAUACGCCUUUGAGGAGACCCCCGACUACAACUACCUGCGCGGCCUGUUCGACGCUGUGCUGGCCAGCAUUGGCGAGGAGGACGAUGAUGUGUACGACUGGAAUCUGCUCAACGGUGGCUUCGGCUACGCCGCCAGCUCCGCCACGGUGUCGAGACCCAGAACCACGUCAGCAACCAGGCGCUGCGCAGCUACGACAAUGUCGGCCACCGGCAGUCGACGGCCAACAUGGACAACUCGGCUGUGA
Kickxella alabastrina is the source of this 1053-nucleotide messenger RNA. RefSeq names its product kinase-like domain-containing protein. Gene Ontology annotation, cellular component: nucleus; cytoplasm. The transcript has 4 exons. Bases 1 to 1053 code for a protein of 350 amino acids. The record is from RefSeq and is a predicted model, not a curated record. Gene Ontology annotation, biological process: endocytosis; peptidyl-serine phosphorylation; signal transduction. Lineage: Eukaryota; Fungi; Kickxellomycota; Kickxellomycetes; Kickxellales; Kickxellaceae. Gene Ontology annotation, molecular function: protein serine/threonine kinase activity; ATP binding.